Molecule: messenger RNA, 2532 nt
Organism: Clarias gariepinus (North African catfish)
Lineage: Eukaryota; Metazoa; Chordata; Actinopteri; Siluriformes; Clariidae
Gene: gramd2aa
Product: GRAM domain containing 2Aa
Exons: 12
Coding region: 183-1208 (341 amino acids)
Biological process (GO): regulation of store-operated calcium entry
Cellular component (GO): organelle membrane contact site; endoplasmic reticulum membrane; extrinsic component of cytoplasmic side of plasma membrane
Molecular function (GO): phosphatidylinositol-4,5-bisphosphate binding
Source: RefSeq, a predicted model, not a curated record
CGCGCUCAGUCCUAAAAUAAGUAACAGCUCGCGCGCGCGCGCGGCUCGUGUCUUCGCUAAUAAAUAAGUGGAGUUUGAUGUCCUGUGAUGUCUGCGCUCAGGACGUGACCAGCAGUAGAGCUCGUGCAGGUCCAGGACCAUGAGUGACCAGGCCGAGGAUGUCGGCUCAUUAACGCCACAGGAUGCGUCAGAGCCCCCGAAGGACGAGGACACACACGGCGCUCCACACUUCAGGGUGCAUCUGUUUGACGAGCUGUCCUGUGAAGACCUCAAGAAGUGCACCAGAACCUCGUGUAGUCAGCAUGCUGAAUUUGGUGCAGAGCUCCCGGCCGCUGAGAGACAAAAACCGCCUGCAGGGACGCUGCGUACACGAGCUCAUCUCUCUCGCCCCGGCCGCGUCCUCGUCCCAGACCGUCAGCAAGUACAACUCACAGUACCACAAACUCUUCCACGGCGUCCCCAAGGACGAGAACCUCAUGAAGGUGUACUCAUGUGCUCUGCUGCGAGACAUCCUGCUACAAGGCCGGCUUUACAUCUCCAGGAACUGGCUGUGUUUCUACGCGAACAUCUUUGGGAAGGACAUUAAGGUCUGCAUCCCCGUAGUCUCUGUACGGCUGGUAAAGAAACACAAGACAGCAGGCCUCGUCCCCAAUGGCCUGGCCAUCACCACGGACAGCAGUCAAAAGUAUGUGUUUGUGUCUCUGCUGUCCAGAGACAGUGUGUAUGAUGUGCUGAGACAGAUCUGCACGCACCUACAGGUCAACGGCAAGAAGAGCCUCAGCUUCAAGCAGUACAUGGAGCAGCCGACGUCCUUGUCUCUGGAUGAGUUUCCCGUCCCUGACGAGUACCCAGUGGUCGUGACUGACUUCAGUCCGGUGCUGAAGUGGAGGAGGAAGCCAUCGGUGGCGUCCGUCUCUUCGUCCCUGCCCGACCUCCUGGGAAACUCCACCAGCAGUCUGAGUGCCGUCGACCCGCCGUUUCAGCCCAGCGAGCCUCUCCAGGAGAGAGCUUUAGAGUCAGAGAAGAUCCUCCUCCCAGAGCCCGUACCAGAACUGGGCCAGAUGGAGUACCAGCUGCUGAAGAUCUUCAUCCUGCUAAUUAUCCUCCUCAUCCUGUCCUCGUGUUACCUGGCGUUUCGUGUCUGUAGUCUGGAACAGCAGCUCUCGUUCCUCAGCAGCAAAGCAGCGCUCCCCCUGGAGGAGAGGUAGCCGAUGGUGUCUGGACAGCUCUGAAUACGAUGCAGGCCGACUCACUUGUUUAUCAUUGCAGUGAAAGAGCAACACCGGUCUGUUUCAUAACGGCAUUUUUUUGCAUAGAGGGACUUAAUGAAGACACUGCAGUGCAGCUGGAUCGAGGAGGAAGUGAACCACAGGACAAAUAUCGAGCACUUAUUGCUUGAACAGUAACGGCUGCUCGAGGAAGUACUUGAUAUUGAUUGACCUUUAGUUGGCCAUUAGUAUCUAGGGUUGAACAAUGUGCAUGCUUUGACCUCUGGGAGCACGCAGUGUGAUGGGUGAAGGCAGGUAUGAACUACUCAGUUCAUGACUUUAUCAGUCAUGAUUCAUUGCUCGUCACGAUUGCUGUCUCAAGGUAAGACUGAGGGAAGAGCGAGAAGUCUAAACACACAAGUGUUCUAAUUAUGCAAAUACGACUUGCACUUUCUAACCCCUUAAACUCCCAGGACCUGGACUAAUCUACGUGAUUCUGCACAUUUCCAAUAGUUUCACUCGAAUUGCUACUGAAUAAUUCAUAAUCGCUCCUGACUGAUGAGCGUUACCGGAGUUUUUUUUUAAAAAAAAAGCUGUGUGUAUUUAUUUCCUCAAGCUGUAGCCUCUUUCUGUUGCACUCAGGACAGACAUGACACUCACUGCACAUAAACGCAGCAGGAAGGACCUUUUGUUUUCUUUUCAAUGAUCUGUUUUAUAGAAGGCAAUAAUGUGAAGCCGGAUCACCUGAUCAAGUCAGUGCAUUAGGGUUAUGUUUGUGGUAGCAAGAGAAAAAAAAACUUUCUAAUGCAUCUUCCUUCUGUACUUUUUCCUGUUCUGGGGGAAAUAUAACCUUGUUUCUAUUUAUAUGUUUAUCGGUAGCCUGUUAUCUGAACCUGAAUAUUAUGUGAACUGUGAAUGCUUUUCUUUUACAUAAGCAGAAUCUAUUUAAAUGACACACUGAAGCACUACCGUGUGGGAAUCAGGACUGGAUGUUCUGAGUAUCUGAUAAGAAAGAGUUUUAAGGGAUUAAAAGGGGAACCGGCAAUGAAUUAUUAUUAUUAUUAUUAUUAUUAUUAUUGAGAACUCCAGACUGUAAUGUGAUGAUCAGGUUUUUUUGUAUUAAAUAAACAUAUUUUGCUGAUUUUUCAGAGUCAAACUUGACUCCAGUAAGGAUGAAUAUAUAUUUAUUUUACAAGGAGACAAGCCAUGAGCUGUACAAUAGUCAGAGCAGGAUUUCACUUAACUACUUAAAACCCACCUUUGUGAACAGAAAAGUAGAAAUUAAUGCAAAAGCAGUGUUUAAUUUAUAUUAAAACUGAUAUUU